This is a messenger RNA of Chelmon rostratus (copperband butterflyfish), 3443 nucleotides long. RefSeq names its product deoxyribonuclease-1-like. Gene Ontology annotation, biological process: DNA catabolic process. The transcript is spliced from 13 exons. The record is from RefSeq and is a predicted model, not a curated record. Gene Ontology annotation, molecular function: DNA nuclease activity. Gene Ontology annotation, cellular component: nucleus. NCBI's taxonomy places the organism in Eukaryota, Metazoa, Chordata, Actinopteri, Chaetodontiformes, Chaetodontidae. The coding region runs from base 2048 to 3130 and encodes 360 amino acids.
UCCUCUCCUUCCAGCAGCUUCCUGUAGGUGGAGAUCUCGAUGUCCAGGGCCAGCUUGACAUUCAUCAGCUCCUGGUACUCUCUGAGCUGGUGAGCCAUGUCUUGCUUGGCCCUCUGCAGAGCCAGCUCCAGGUCCCUGAUGCGAGCCUUGGCAUCCUGCACGGCCCCCUCCCCACGCUGCUCCGCUUCCAGUACCUGGGCCUCAAGGCUGGUACGCUGAAAAACGUGCAGCAAUUGGCGGCGUAAGCAUUCAAUAAGAUUUUUAAUUGAUGUCAUUGAAGCUUAUAGGCUAUUAGACAACCUGCCUCAUAAUAAUCAGGAGAGUUUAACACUGUCUGAGAGGAGGAGUAAUGUUGGAAAGUGUUGCUUUUGCUUCAUGUGAUAUAGUUAAUUUUUGCAUUCCUCUUUCCACCUGAUUCUUCACUUCACUCACCUGUGUCACUGCAGCCUGAAUCUCAUUCUGCAGGCGGCUGAUCAUUCGUUUGAGCUCAGAAAUUUCCCCCUUGGUGUUGCGCAGCUCACUGCCAUACUGGUCUGCCUGAGCAGUCAUCUGGUCAAACUGGUGCCGGCAGAAAUGAAGCAGAGGAACAAACAUGCGCUCGGGUGAUGUAUUUUAGGUCUUCACCUUCUUCCUGUGCCAGCAUUCAGCUUCUUCACGGCUACGGGCGGCAAUGUCCUCAUACUGAGCCUUAACCUCAGACACGAUCCGAUCCAUGUUCAGGCCACGGGAGUUGUCCAUCUGCACCACCACAGAGGUCUCCUUCAGGCUGUCCUGCAGCUCACACAGCUCCUUUAUUAAAACAACGCACACAGCAGCAGUAAAUAGACAAAAUCCAGAAUGCAAAACAAGCUCACAUGCUUUAUAUUGUAUAUACAUUCUUUGAUUUGAUAUCUGAAGACUUUCAAUCGAUGAUUAUGUACCAAAUUGUACAGAGCCUUGAGGAAGUUGAAUUCAUCACCGAUGGACGACACCUUGUCCUCCAGAUCCAUCCUGGAAAGAUAGCCUGCGUCCACAUCCUGCAGGCAGUCAGUGUAAAAACAGCAACCUUUUCUCAGUGCUUAAACUUUUGGGACAUUUGACAGACACAGUUACAUUUCAUGUGAAUUGCUUUCAAACGCUUGGAAGACGAUGUUUCAUCUUGAUUGUAUUAACAGAUAGCAGUUUUGUAGCCCAACAAGGAAGUUUAUUAGUGGAGAAAUUGCUUGUAAAACUGAAUGUAAUGAGAGUUAAUAGAAAGUCUUCAGAGCUUAAUCUGUUUAGUAUCUAUCGUAGCCAUCAUGACUGCAUACUCUACCUUCUUGAGCACAACAAACUCGUUCUCUACUUCAUUCCUCUUGAUGAUCUCAUGCUCAUACCUGAAACAGUCCGGAAAUAUCUGAUUACUCAUGCAGAUUUUAUAAGUAUGCAUUUAAAAUACCAUGUGUACGAGAGUCUGGCUCACAGGCUUAAUAGUGGUUCAGCUCCUGUUACAGAAAUGCCUUACUUUGUCUUGUACUCUUGUACAUUUUUGUGCAUGGCAUCAUUCUCCACAUCCAGUCUGUGUCUGUCAUUGUCCAGAGACUCCAGCUGUCUUUGCAGGCUGGCGAUGUAUGUCUUCAGCAUGGGCUCAAUGUUGGAGGAGGCGGCGGUCUGUCCCUCCAGCAGCUUCCACUUGGUUUCCAGCAUUUUGUUCUGCUGCUCCAGGAAUCUUACCUGCGGCACAAGGAGGAAGGAACAACCACAUCAAACGGAUUCUAACGUCAUUUAUAGAUGUCGUCAUGGACGGUGGGGUCAAUGUCUACGUUCAGUGGGGUGAGCAAGCUCUUGUUGAUGGUCACUGCUGUAAUCGGGGCCGCUUGGAAAGACCCAGUGCUCAUCCUGGGGAUGGAGUAGGAUCCCAUGGACAUGCUAGUGAAGCCCCCUGCCGACAUGCGCAGUCCUGGCCUGCUGCUGCGCUUGCUUCUCAGACUCAUGGUCGUGCUGCGUGGAGAUCUCACUGCAGGAAUGGAUGAAGAGACUGAUUGUGCAAUCAUCGCCUCCCUUUAAAAAAACAACUACAGAGAAAUAAAUGUCUUGUACAACCAGGAUUAAGUUCAUUCUGGAGGUUUGUCCUGAAGCUGUGUCAUCUACACAACACUACUCUCUUCUCUUGUCAGGUAUGAAGAUUGCUUCGUUUAACGUCCAGAGGUUUGGCCUCAUGAAAGUCUCAGAUCCAGAUGUCGUGUCAACUCUGGUUAAGAUUGUGUCCCGAUAUGACAUCAUCUUGAUUCUGGAGGUGGUGGAUGUGAGCGGAGAGUCUGUUAAGCUCCUCAUGAAAGAACUGAACAGCGUCAACGCAGAACAUCACUACGCUCUGCAGCUCAGUAGCCGCCUGGGAAGGAACAGAUACAAGGAACAGUUUUUGUUUUUUUACAGGGAUGAUGUCGUCGACCUGAUUGACUGCUAUCAAUAUGAAGAUAACCAAGUGAACGACGUGGAUGCUUUCGCGAGGGAACCAUAUAUUCUCCGCUUCAAACCCCACAACACCGUGCUGAAGGACAUAGUGCUGAUCCCGGUCCACACCACACCGCGGGACUCAGAGAAAGAACUGGAUGAGCUGUAUGAUGUCUUCCUGGCGGUCAAAGACAAGUGGAAAACUGACAACGUAAUGAUCCUGGGGGAUUUCAACGCAGAUGGUGCGUAUGUCACCCAUAAGGAAAUGAAGGAGAUCCGCAUUCGCAGCAACAAGAAUUUUCACUGGCUGAUUGGUGAUGAUGUGGACACCACUGCAAAUACAUCAAACGACCACACAUACGACCGGAUUGUUGUGUAUGGAGAAGAUGUGCUGGCAGCCAUCGUGCCAAAUUCAGCCAAGCCGUUCAAUUUCCAGGAGGAGUUUGCCAUGUCAGAAGAAAGGGCCCUGAGAGUGAGCGACCACUAUCCUGUUGAGGUAGAAUUACGUAAAGCUCUUCCUUUCUGGAAGGCGAAGAGCUGCCAAAGACGUGACAGCGCUGACACAGAGGAAGCAUCAGGUGACAUAGCUGUCACAGAGAGUUUGCAGGCUGAUGUGAUGAAACUGCAGAAGGAAAACCUCUUGCUGGAGCGAGAAAAGCUUAAUCUCCAGAUCUCCUUUUUAAAACAGCGGCUGGCCAAACUCAAACUGAAGGAAUGACGUGGAAGAUCUCAAACACUGUUGCUCUGGCUAAGCUGUUUUUCUUUUCCACAUCAUUUGUGUGAUUUAGGAUGUAUGCUGCAAAUGAAUAAAUCACGGUUACAUGCACAUGUGAUACCCUUUUAUUGUUAUUUAAUAAAGUAAGUAGCACUGAUAUGAAACAGCAUUGUGUAUGGGUGUUUGGCUGACCCCAGAACAAGCUGGGGCAGAAUAUGUCGUCUGUUGGUCAUCCAGUGGAAUGAAAUUUACUAUUAAUGUAUCAUUUCGAGUUCUGUGAGCUUUGACGAAACCCAAAUAAAAAAUAACCCUAGCA